Molecule: messenger RNA, 1752 nt
Organism: Medioppia subpectinata
Lineage: Eukaryota; Metazoa; Arthropoda; Arachnida; Sarcoptiformes; Oppiidae
Source: the annotation of a GenBank genome assembly
AUUAAGAGCGAAACAGAAGAGUAUAAUAACGGGUCGAGUGAUGAAGAAAUGGACGACAAGUUAGACACCGAUUACACCGAAAAUGACUGUCGGUUUGUGUAUGAUUUCACGGGAUGUGGAAAGAAGUAUAAAUCAGGAAAAUCCUUGAAGAACCACAAACCCAUUCAUUUAGGUCUGACCUUCCCGUGCAAUGUCGACGACUGUCGCCAAGUGUUUCCCAUUAAAAGUUAUUUAAGGUCACACAAGAAGAACAUGCAUACGUCUAAGACAUCACUGCCUGGAAGUGAUUGUAAUCAAAACACAACUCAUUUAAUGGUAAAAACAGAGAUUAAAAGCGAAAUAAAGUCGAAUCCAAUUGAGACCUAUAUGUGUGAUGUCGACGACUGUAACGCUAUGUUCACCACUCAGUUGUACUUAAAUAAACACAUGAGUGUCGGACACGGAUCUAACCAUUUGUCCAAUCAGUUAGGCUCUGAGUCAAGUCCUACAGAUCAAAGCCAAGUCAAUGUUUCAAUCAAUGUCUGCGAUAAGAGUAUUACCGGUAAAGAAGAAAAUGGUGUGAAUGAAAACCAGUUUUUAGGAGAUCCGGAAGAAUCAGUGGACAUACUAUGGAUUAUGUGUCCCAACACUGACUAAACAGAAGAGUAUAAUAACGGGUCGAGUGAUGAAGAAAUGGACGACAAGUCAGACACCGAUUGCACCCAAAGACAGACUAAACGCACAAAAUAUGGUAAGAAAACUGGCCGUCCGUUUGCCUGUGAUUUCACGGGUUGUGGAAAGAGAUAUAAGGAGGAGAGAUAUUUAAGAUACCACAAAGACAUUCAUUCGGAUCAGACCUAUGAGUGCGAUGUCGAGGAAUGUUGCAAAGUGUUUGCCACUCAACGCUAUUUAAAUAGACACAAAAUGAUACACAUGUCUAAGACAUCACUGGCGAGAAGUGAUUGCAAUGAAAACACAACUUAUUUGAUAACAAAACCACACAUUAAGAGCGAAACACAAGAGUGUAAUAACGGGUCGAGUGAUAAAGAAAUGGACAGCAAUUCAGACACCGAUUACACCCAAAGACAGACUAAGAAGAAGAAAAGUAAUGUCAAAACUAAGGGUCGGUUUGUCUGUGAUUUCAUUGAAUGUGGAAAGAAAUUUAAGACAAGAGAUAACUUGAAUGAACACAAACCCUUACAUUUAGGUCUGACCUUCCGGUGCGAUGUCGACGACUGUCGACAAGUGUUUGCCAUUAGUAAGUAUUUAAGGCGACACAAGAAGAAUAAACACAUGUCUAAGACAUCACUGCCUGGAAGUGAUUGCAAUCAAAACACAACUCAUUUAAUGGUAAAAACAGAGAUUAAAAGCGAAAUAAAGUCGAAUCCAAUUGAGACCAAUGGGUGUGAUGUCGACGACUCUAACGCUAUGUUCACCACUCAGUUGUACUUAAAUAAACACAUGAGUGUCGGACACGGAUUUAAGUAUCACUUGAGAUCUAAUUACAAGACUGAAUCCCAAACAAGUCUAACAGAGCAUCGGAUCAGUCCAUCAAAUGAAAGUCAAUUUAAUUCUUCAAUCAAUGUCUGCGAUAAUAAUAUUAAAGAAGACAAUGGUUUGAAUGAAAGCGAUGCGAUAGCAGAUCCGGAAGAAUCAGUGGACAUACUAUGGAUUAUGUGUCCCAACACUGACUCAAUCAAUGCAACGGCCGCUCAGACCGAACAGACAGCACAUAUCGGUGCCAAUGGCCCGGUUGUGGACAGACAUCACUGA